CCCAGCUUGCCUGGCUGGGGCCCUGGGACCACCAGUAUGGCAAGGAGCCAGCCCCAUCCUUCCUCUGAGGGUACAACCAGUCCCAACAGCUCUGCACAGUUUCACCAGUGUGUCCUGCAGCCAUGGAUCUCGCUGUGGGCCAGCUGGGGCUGGCAGUAGGCCAUGUCCAGCAGCGUGGCUGUCGCUCUUCCCCCUGAGCGGCCUGGGGAAACUCAGGCACACGUGGCUGGAUGGGCACCAGGCGAGUAUGGCCGGGCCCCCUGCAGUGCGCUGCCGGUGGGGUGGGCAGCCAGGUCCCCCCCCACUAGCGCAGCUGGUAGCAGCAAGGGCCAGAGACAUGGCGUUGGAAGGUCAACGAGCAUCUGGGCUGCGCCAGGGGAUUAGCAAUGUCCUUGCUGCGUCACUGGGCCUGUUCCCUACCUAAUCCCUCACCCCAGUGACUGGCCAGCACUGGUGCACCUGGCACCCUCCAGCACUGCCCUGAUUCAGGGCACAGAGUUUCUGCUUUGACUCCACCAUGGUUCUUGGGGGGGCUCAGUCUCUCACCAGGGUGCCUGGCCUGGGUAGGCUCUGCUAUGAAAUGCGGGAGAAAGGAUCUCAUUAGUUGAUAUAAAUAUCUCAAAGGCAGGUGCCAGGAGGAUGGUGCCAAAUCUUUUUAGGGGUGGCCACUGACAGGACAUGAAGCAAUGGCCAUAAAUUGAAGCACAAGAAGUUUCACCUCAACCUAGGGAAGAACUUCUUUACAUUGUGCGUGGCAGAACACUGGAACAGGCUGCCCAGUGAUGUGGAGUCUCCCUCUCUGGAGACAUUCAAAACCUGCCUGGAUGCAUUCCUGUGUAACCUGGUCUAGGUGGCACUGCCUUAGCAGGCAGUUUGGACUGGAUGACCUCCAGGGGCCCCUUCCAACCUCAAUGAUUCUGUGAUUCUGUGCCCUUGCUACAGGCAGGGGUAGGAGCCAGCAGCAAAACUGAUGUCUUGGGGUUGGUGGCUUGCAGUGCCAUGUCAGAACAGUGGCUGUAGUGCAGGCAGAGCUCUGGGCACCAGGGCACAGCAGGCUGAAGUGCCCACUGGUGGCACUGAUGCAGCAGGUGUCCAAAACCCCCAAGUUUCUGUGUCCCAUGGGAUUCUGGGGCUGGCAGCAUGCCCCUUUGGGACUGCUUGGCCCAUGUGGCAAAUCUAGCCCACAUGCCAGAGUGACAGUGUCAGCAUGAGCAGGGUACUCGUGCAUGGCACUGUGCCCAACUGCUUUCCUUUCCCCGCAGGGUGCUGGCCCAGCAGGAUGGUGUUGGCGCUGGUGCUGUGGGCCUGCCUGGUGCUGGGCACAGCAGGCGGGGAGAGCCCGGCAGCGGAGCCUGUGGCAGGUGGUCAGCCUUUUGUGGUGGUGUGGAACGUCCCCACCAGUCGCUGCCAGCACCACUUUGGUGUGGAGCUGCCCCUUGGCAACUACGGCAUUGUGGAGAACCAGGAUGGCCACUUUGCUGGCCAAAACAUGACCAUCUUCUACAAGGACAAGUUUGGGCUGUACCCCUACCUGUCGCAGCAGGGCAUACCCCACAAUGGGGGCAUCCCCCAGCGGGUCCCCCUCAGCGCCCACCUUGCCAGGGUGGCGGGGGACAUCCAUGACCUCUUGCACCCCAAUUUCCAUGGCCUGGCCGUGGUGGACUGGGAGGAGUGGAGGCCCCUCUGGGCCCAAAACUGGGGGAACAAGCGGAUCUACCAGGCAGCCUCAGAGCAGUGGGUGCGGGACCAGCAUGGCCGCCUGCCACGGCAAUGGCAGCUGCGGCUGGCGCGGCGGCAGUUUGAGCAGGCAGCACAGGCUCUGAUGGAGGAGACGCUCCUGCUGGGCCGGACCCUGCGCCCGGGGGGACUCUGGGGUUUCUACCACUUCCCUGACUGCCUCAACAGCAACUGGGCCAAGGUGGCCAACUACACCGGGCAGUGCAGUGCAGCAGACGUGCAGCGCAAUGACCGGCUGCGCUGGCUCUGGGCCGCCUCAGCUGCUCUGUACCCCAGCAUCUACCUGCCCCCAGCACUGCCGCCUGCCUUGCGCCAGCGCUACGUGCACCACCGGCUGUGCGAGGCUCUGCGUGUGGCUGCCUUCAGCACCAGCGGCCUCCUGCCCGUGGUCGCCUACUCUCGCCUGUCCUUCCGCCACUCACCGCGGUUCCUGAAGCCAGUAAGCACCAAAGGGCUGGGGCCGGCGGCGGGUGUGCCAGGGGUCCUGCUCAGCACUAGGGGACAGCCUGUGCCCCCCAGCCCAGUCUCAUCCCUCUGUCCCUUGCAGGCUGACCUGGUGCACACCAUCGGGGAGAGCGCAGCGCUGGGGGUGGCUGGACUCGUGCUCUGGGGAGACAUGUCGUAUUCCCGCUCAGCUGAGAGCUGUGCCAGCCUGCGCCACUACAUCGUGUCCACCCUGGGUCCCUACGUGGCCAGUGUGACGGCAGCAGCCUGGGAAUGCAGCUACAGGCAGUGCCAUGGGCAUGGGCGCUGUGUGCGCCGGCAGCCCCAUGACCUGGGCAGCUUCCUGCUCCUUGGCCCUGGUGCCAGCCCACUGGCCUCCUUCCGCUGCCACUGCUACCGUGGAUGGGCUGGCAAGGGCUGUAACCGACGUGUCCAGCCCAGCCCUGCCACCUCCUGCCUGGCGCUCACUCAUGUUCAUGUCCUCUACAGGCACAAUGACCUCCCACCCUCCGACACCUGCCUGCUGCCCGGCACAUGAGGCUGGUGACAAGGCAGGCAGCAGUGCUGC
Molecule: messenger RNA, 2749 nt
Organism: Pezoporus occidentalis (night parrot)
Lineage: Eukaryota; Metazoa; Chordata; Aves; Psittaciformes; Psittacidae
Product: hyaluronidase-3-like
Exons: 2
Coding region: 1208-2719 (503 amino acids)
Biological process (GO): hyaluronan catabolic process; carbohydrate metabolic process
Cellular component (GO): acrosomal vesicle
Molecular function (GO): hyalurononglucosaminidase activity
Source: RefSeq, a predicted model, not a curated record